Molecule: messenger RNA, 1180 nt
Organism: Trachemys scripta elegans
Lineage: Eukaryota; Metazoa; Chordata; Testudines; Emydidae
Gene: GINS2
Product: GINS complex subunit 2
Exons: 5
Coding region: 59-616 (185 amino acids)
Biological process (GO): double-strand break repair via break-induced replication; DNA replication
Cellular component (GO): GINS complex; nucleus
Source: RefSeq, a predicted model, not a curated record
GCGCGUGCUGCGAGUUCCAGUUCCGGCGGGUUGGCGGCGGCGGCGCCCCCUCAGGGCCAUGGAUCCCGCCGAGGCCGAGUUCCUGGCCGAGAAGGAGCUGGUGACCGUCAUCCCCAACUUCAGCCUGGACCGGAUCUACCUCAUCGGGGGGGAUUUGGGUCCCUUUAAUCCGGGCUUGCCUGUGGAAGUGCCUCUUUGGCUAGCUGUUAACCUAAAACAGAGACAGAAGUGUCGGCUAAUACCUCCUGAAUGGAUGGAUGCUGAAAAGCUGGAGGAAAUCCGGGAUCAGGAACGCAAAGAGGACACUUUCACUCCAAUGCCCAGUCCCUACUACAUGGAACUAACUAAGCUGCUGUUAAACUAUGCCUCAGACAGCAUCCCGAAAGCAGAUGAAAUCCGAACACUGGUUAAGGAUACCUGGGAUACACGGAUAGCUAAACUGCGGCUGUCUGCAGACAGCUUUGUCAGACAGCAGGAGGCCCAUGCCAAGCUGGAUAAUCUGACCUUGAUGGAGAUCAACACCACUGGGACUUUUCUUACUCAAGCCUUAGAUCACAUGUACAAACUACGCACAAACCUUCAGCCGGGUGAGAGUGCCCAGUCCCAGGAUUUCUAAGAUGCCUUCUGACAGUCUAAAACCCUCAUGGGAUGAGGCAAUAAUAGUAGGAGGACUCUGCCCUGUGGGCACUAUUAAUGAGUCCUAAUGCAACUUGCCUUAUGCUGUUUUUUAUGCCGUAAAUACCCUGUAUAGAUCUCUGCUAAAAACCAUACAAGUCUUACAAUUGACAGGAAAUGUGUAUCUAACUUGAGUCUCUGGGGGUGUGUGUGUGUGUGUGUGUGUGUGUGUGUGCGUGUGUGUGUGUGUGUGUGUGCGCAAUAGAAAGAAGGCAUUCUUGUGGCUGCAUAUUAAUAAGUUGAGGACUGCUAAUGGCACAGAGAGCUGCUGAGCAGGGAAUGCCAUCGUGAACAGAUUCUGCUCUGUAAUGAGCAUCCUUGGCAAAACAAAUGAUUCUACCUGGCGGAACUCUCCCAGCCCCUGUGCAGCUGUCUUUGCAAGAUGAAUUGGUUGCAGCAGUUAGAUGCUGUUCGGAGGUUUUUCUUGUUAUUGCCCUAUUGGAUGGGGAUUUAAUAUCUCUUAAAUGAUAUGUAGCAGUAAUAAAUAUGCUCUUAGUUUAGUGUC